GUGAAACACUUCUUUGGGCCUCAUAAACAACCACAGAACCACAAGUUGGGUACAGAGGCAGUCACACAAGAGCGGGUCCGGGAUAUUGGUCAGCAGGCAGGGCGAAUCGUUUUGACUGCAAACCACAGAGUUUCGUAGAGUGGUAGAAGAAAUCAUAUAUUCCUUCACUGUAAAGAGAGAGUGACUUUUAAAGAGGAAACAAUGGCUUCAAACAGCAUAUUUGAGUCACUUCCUUCUUACCAGCACUUCUUGAGAGGUCCAGGUCACACGAUGCAGGAGGAAACAGCCAGACCUGCUGUGAACUCUCCACCUCACUUAACCGUAUCAUCACUGAAGGCAUUCAUCCCAACAGAUACCAGCACCAGCCGCCGCUUCACGCCGCCCUCCACCACGCUGAGCCCGGGGAAGAUGAGCGAGCCGCUGCCGCUGCCCGGCGCCGAGCACAGCGGCGCCCUGGCGGGGAAGCUGCGCAGCGCCGACCGCAGCAUGGUGGAGGUCCUGGCGGAUCACCCCGGGGAGCUGGUGCGCACCGACAGCCCCAACUUCCUCUGCUCCGUGCUGCCCACCCACUGGCGCUGCAACAAGACGCUGCCCAUCGCCUUCAAGGUGGUAGCCCUGGGAGACGUGCCCGAUGGGACGCUGGUGACGGUAAUGGCUGGAAAUGAUGAAAACUACUCCGCAGAACUCAGAAAUGCAACAGCUGCCAUGAAAAACCAAGUAGCAAGGUUCAACGACCUCAGAUUUGUGGGUAGAAGUGGAAGAGGGAAAAGCUUCACGCUGACCAUCACAGUUUUCACGAACCCUCCGCAAGUAGCCACGUACCACAGAGCCAUCAAGAUAACGGUGGAUGGACCUCGAGAACCCAGAAGACAUCGUCAGAAACUAGAUGAGCAGACAAAGCCCGGGAGCUUGUCCUUUUCAGAGCGCCUGAGUGAACUGGAGCAGUUGCGUCGUACGGCCAUGAGGGUCAGCCCACACCACCCAGCCCCCACACCCAACCCACGAGCCUCCUUGAACCACACCACUGCUUUUAACCCUCAGCCUCAGAGUCAGAUUCAGGACACGAGGCAAGUGCAGCCGUCUCCGCCGUGGUCCUACGACCAGUCCUACCAGUACCUGGGCUCCAUCGCCACCCCCUCGGUGCACCCCGCCACGCCGAUAUCACCCGGCAGGGCCAGCGGCAUGACGUCCCUCACCGCAGAGCUUUCCAGCCGCCUCUCCGGUGCUUCCGACCUGACGGCAUUCAGUGACCCCAGGGUGGGGAUCGACCGCUCCUUCUCCGCGCUCCCUUCCAUUUCCGACCCUCGGAUGCACUACCCGGGAGCGUUCACCUACACGCCGACGCCCGUCAGUUCGGGGAUCGGGAUCGGUAUGUCUGCCAUGUCCACGGCCACGAGAUACCACACCUAUCUCCCGCCUCCGUACCCCGGCUCCUCUCAGGCCCAAGGCAGCCCGUUCCAGACCAGCUCGCCCUCGUACCACCUCUACUACGGAACCUCGGCCGGGUCCUAUCAGUUCUCCAUGAUCUCGGGGGGAGACCGGUCCCCCCCGCGCAUCCACCCUCCUUGCACCAAUGCUUCCACGGGAUCGACACUCCUCAACCCCAACCUUCCCAACCAAAGCGAUGUGGUUGAGGCAGAAGGGAGCCACAGCAACUCCCCGACUAACAUGGGCACCACGGCAAGGCUAGAGGAAGCGGUGUGGCGACCGUACUGAAUGCAUUUUAUGUAGUCACGGGGCCAGGACUGACGUGCUUUCGAUUUACCGAUGCCUGUAGGUAUCCCAUAAACACCUGUCUUGCUUGUGGGCCCUGCCAUGUUCAUACAUCACUUCCAGAAGCAAACUCUCCAGAAGUCAGCGCUCCCAGGAGCGGUGGUGUGCGUUGGCCAGCCAGCUGUGGGGCUGGCGAAGCAGCGGCACGCUAACAAGGUACCCUCUCGGGGGGCUGAGCUUCUGGAAAGGAAGACGUGCAGGUUGGUGGCCUGUAGGUAGUGAGGGUGGGUAGGAAGAUACCCAGUUUGUUUCCAGGCCUGUGGCUUCCAAACGUGCCCGGGCUUGAAGGUCUCCACAGCCCUAAAGAGUUUCAGUUCACUUCUAUUUUUAAGACUUAAGACCUAAAAGAAUCUUAGUGAGUUUACUGCAUCUUACGGACAUAUUAACUAUAAGGAAGUAUAGGAAGAUUCCCAGAGGGAAACUGUGAACGCUUCUGUUUUAGCAAUGCUGUGAAUGAGAGGUUUUAUAUGUUGGACUUCAUCCUUUCUUUUUUUUUUUUUUUUUUUUAACCAUGUUGUAUAUUCCAAAGAAUAUGGAAUUUUUUUAUUGCUGUUUUUUUGUUUUGUUUUGUUUUGGGUUCUUUUGUUGGUUUUAUUUUAUUUUUUUUUGGAUGCAACUCAUCCUGCUUUGCAUCUAAUUUGUUUUAUUUCUCUUGGCACCUUAUAAAUUGCAAAAAAAAAGAUUUUACUUUUUUUUGUUGUUUUAAUCAUGCUUGCUUCUUUCUUGCUUUGUCAACUGAAAGAAUCAGCCCUUUUUCAAUAAGUUAAUUUAACUUUUUUCUCUUGGACUUUUUUUUUUUUUAAUACGACGGCUACAGCCUUGGGUCAUUUUCAACUACUGUACUAUUUGAUGAGUUCAUUGAUAUUUAUGCUUGAUAUUUAGACUUUUCUUAUUUGUUGAUACUAUUAUUAUUUAAAUAUGCCUAUAUAAAAAAAAAAAUCAGCAAUUGCCUUUUUUGGUAGCAGCCAAAGUCAAAUUUAUCACAUUGAAAAAGGCUGGAAUAACGAUGGGUAAAGUGACCUCCUAAUUAUCUGGAAAUAUUGUUUACAAUUCUCCCUUUCAUUUUACUCAGCUAGCUGGGCUCUGAGCCUCAGAGGUGUGUAGAUGCCCUGUUCUCACUGAAACGACUGAUGCACCAGAAGCCCUGAGAAGGCACUGUGCCUCCCCACCCAGUGGAGUCAUCUCUCCCCACCCCUUCCUCACUUUUCCUUCGUCACCAGCGGUGAUGUUCAGGAUCAGCAGUCAGGAGGUACAUAUAUCAUAAGGCAGACUCUAUAUUCCCUAAUUAAAUACAUCCUCAUACGUAGUCUUUCAAAUCAAAAGGCAAUACACGGUUAGCAUGGCAAGGGUGAAGUCCUGGCUCUGCAAGAAUCAACGUGAGGCUUGCUCCCGGCUCAGUGGAGCCAAGAUUUCUGUGCAGUACAAGAGCCAUGUUCCAGCCUACUGGAAAAUAGAUCAAGCCGUGCAUCGUGAAAUAGCUCGGGCUGAACAGGGUUGUCAGGCUCAUCUGGAAAGCAGGCCAGCGAAGAAGGGGCCUUAACGGUUCCUCCGCCACCAAAUUCUGGGGGAAGAGGAAGGAGAUUUAAAACUGGUGCACAAACUAGUCUGUCCUGUAGCAAAUCUGCAAGCCUUAUUCUAACAGCAUGUUAAUACAGAGUCGUCAUCGUUGCCCAUCGUUACAGCACAAACAUAUCAGAUGUCACUGUAAAGUUUAUGGCACUAUUUUAUUUGAGGGUUUGGUCUGAAUGCAGUUGUUGUACUACUCAUUAAUUGCAAACUGCUGAUGUUGACACGUGUGCGUACCAAAUGAUCUGAUUAUUAUUUAAUGUACCUCUUAAACGAGUGAAACAAUUGCAGGUCAACUCAGAGAGUAUUUGAAAGCAGGACUUCAGAUCAGUGUUUGAUGUUUAAAAAAAAAAAAAUUAAAAGGAUUCAAAUUAAAAAGAUCCUUGGCUGCAGGCAGCAAAACAGCUGGACUUAUUUAAAACCAUUUGUUUUUCAAGUUUUCUUUUUUUUAUAUAUGAUUUUGCUUCUUUGUUUAAGACAGAUGCAGUAGCACUUUGGUAUUGAACAGUUACAAAUUGAAGAAUUUACAUUGUCAAUAAGGUCAUUUUUGUGCAGAAAAUAGGGAGUGUUUCAAGAGAUCUCAGCAAAAGUUCAAAAUGGUUCUGUUAAAAUACAUACAUGGCCCUGUGAUUUUAAUUUUGCAUAAUAUUAUUUGUCAUUUUCUAGAGUUUGCUCUGAACAAAAAAGGCAGACAACAUCCAAAAAAACAAUAUCAGAACAGUUAAAAAUGCAUUUUGGCAGUAUGGAGACCUUGCUGAAUAUGGAAAUAGAGAGACCCUACCUGUUGUGACAUUUUACAUAGUUAGAACCUCACCUCUUCAGUAGCCUAAAAAAAAGUCCUUCGUCACUAAACAGUAGCUCUGUUGCAGAAUCCACCUUACAUGUUCUCUGUCGCUGUGCAAUUAAAACCAUCGCUGAACCACAGCUUUCACAUCGGCCUCGUGACCGGAGCACCCAAGUGCGUAGUGCUGUGAGUGGGAACCCAAAAGUGAGGGCGAGGAGCCACAGGGGAGCUGGAUGCCUCGGCUCGCAGGGCACGGCUGCGGGUGGCCGGGUGCCUUCAGCCCGGAGGCAGGAGUGAGGUUGCUGUGGUCAGUGCGCUCCCAGGCUGGUCUCUCGCCACAGCCACGACUGCUCUCUGCUAAAGCCCUUCGCCCAUUUUAGCCCCUAGUGUUGUGCUGCCCGCUUCUGAAACCAAAGCAUCAGGGAUCCAGAAGAACGUGGCAUCUCUCAGCCUGGAGAUCAGGUCUAAUACAUAAUGUUUCUGGCUAUGCAUCUGCCGUCUUCAUGCUUGCCUCGAAGCCAAACUUUAAUUUUACACUCCCUGGUGUGAACAGUAUGAGAAAGUGCAGAGUUGGCCACCACACUUACCCUGUGUCUGUGCUGAAACGUAACCAAAACCUGGGAUUUCCCAGCCCUCACUUGUGAUAAUUGCCAGCAGCUAAACUCCCGAGUCUAACCUCUCUGUGCAUGUCAAACACAAAACAAAGCAGUGCCCUCUUUACAGAGGAAAACCUAAGUUUAUUAUCCCUUUUAAUUAGCCUGUUUAACCACCGUGGGCUACAGUGUGUUCACACAAGUGCUUAUGAGACACCACAGUUUACUCAAAUCUCUAUUUUUCUAGCCAUCCCCUGUCCCACUAAGGACAGCAAAGAUCUCUGAGGCUAUAAAAAUUCUCUCGCGUCAUUCCUCUCAUACCUUAACAGCACUUAGCAGGCAGAAAGAGGACGGGCAGGUGAAACACUUCUGCCAUUCACGUCUCCAAAUUAUAAUGUAUGAGUAUAUAUUUUUAUAUAUAUAUAUAUAUAUAUAUAUUUAUAUAGUUUUAUCAUCCCAGUUGCUGAGUGGAAUCCAAAAAGCACUGCUGUGCUUCUCUUUGCAAGUCACAGUCAGCAGAGUGCCUUAGGCUCCUUCCCCGGCCGACACGCAGCUAAUGGCAGCUCGCGUGCUCCUCUCACGAGACACAGCCCGUUGUCCAGAGGCAGCCUUAUCAAACAACUUCAAGGUCAAUACAGGGCCCAGCUCUCGAUUGCGCCCCUUACUUGGCUUGCAAACAGCCUUUCUGCUCACUUCCAGAGUUCCCGAUACGCUUCCAGAGCAAUGUCAAGGAGCUUUAGUGCAAAGGGGAGGCAGCCGCAAGGAGCAUCGCUGCUGCUAAGGGUUUCGUUUGUAGAGUUACGCCAAAUGAGCUUCUGGAAAGGAGAAAAACAGUUUCCUCCAAAUGGCCCACAGUCUUUGAGUCUUUGUCAGAGUGUUCCGAGUUGCCUGCACUCUUGAAACAUUCAUUACUGCUUUCUGGAUGACCUUUUCCAUUUGGGUAUUUGAAGAUUCAGGAUGAGUGGAUCGUUUUCAAUCUGAGCAAAACACUUUCUUGUUUUCCUGCAUCACAACAUUCUCGUAUUUUAUUUUUGUUAACCUCGCUUGGUCAGUACUGAUCACUUGGCAUUUUUCUCCUUGUCCUAAGAGGGUUGCAUCAACAGAGUUACUUGUAUUUAUGUAUGUAAAUAGAUUUCUAAAGCUUCAUAGCAAAAUAUUUAGUGCUUGUAAUUACUCCGCGUUUUUUUUUUUUUUUUCAUUUUUCUGUGUUUUUAAUGAACUUACCUUUGUUUGCUUAAAUACUGUAGUGAGACUUAUUUCUUUCCAAAUUAGUUAUUUUUAGGCUUCAAGAUUAACUACAUUUUAUUCACUUUUGUAAACAGUUAUAGCAUGGUCUCUAUUCAACACUCUUCACUUUUUUGUGGUAGGGGAGAAACGAAUGUGCAAAAAUCUGUGGGUUAUUUGUGGUAUUCUGGGUAUGACAAUUACACCUUUCUUUCAAACAAAAACUAAACUUUCAGUCUGAGGUGGCAGUAUGGCAAGUCUGAGGGGAGGACACAGUGGGAGAUGCACUCCUAUCAGAACGGCAACAAAGUGCAUCCGUUCAGCAUUUACUGGAUCUGUUUACAAACCAGAUGCCGCAGCAUACUGGAACAGUCACAUUUUCCCUUGACACUGUCAUGCUGAACAUUUCCAGAAGGGGAAACUACCAGGUCCUGGAAGUUUGCUUUUCUGUUUUUGAUUGCUGGGGAUUUUUCUUUGGGGGGGCGGGAGGGAGGCUGCUGUUUUUUUGGAACCAGAUAGGAAAAGAGAAUAGAGUAGACUUUUCCCCCACUACAGGAAGUCUCUAGAUACCACGUCAGAGUAGACUCUUGCUGUACAUAGGGAUGGCUGUGUCCAGCGCCACGGGAAAACUCAUUACAACUAGCACGCAGAGCAGCUGGACUGCUGCGUUAGUUCUAAUGAAGACUUUCUUUCUUUCUUUGUACCACAGUUUCCUCUGUAAAUUCAAUAUCAUAAUUAGUGUGAAUGACAAAUAAAAUGUUUGACAAGUAUGCA
Messenger RNA from Anas platyrhynchos (mallard), 6714 nucleotides. RefSeq names its product RUNX family transcription factor 1 (gene RUNX1). Gene Ontology annotation, biological process: hemopoiesis; regulation of transcription by RNA polymerase II; ossification. Gene Ontology annotation, cellular component: nucleus. NCBI's taxonomy places the organism in Eukaryota, Metazoa, Chordata, Aves, Anseriformes, Anatidae. Gene Ontology annotation, molecular function: RNA polymerase II cis-regulatory region sequence-specific DNA binding; ATP binding; DNA-binding transcription factor activity, RNA polymerase II-specific. The record is from RefSeq and is a predicted model, not a curated record.